AUGGAUAUUAGUGAACGUUCCCGUUUUCCGACUGCACGUACAUCGGGCCGCCGCGGUGUAUUCCAACAGUAUUGUCAUACCUGGAGUAGCAUUUUAGUUAAAGAUGAACGCGCCCCGAUUGAUCAUUCUCGAGGGCGCUUGCAGUCUGUCAAUGGUAUAAUGUUCUAUUCACCAAACUGUUCAGAUACUGUUAGCGCUCCACGUCCCAGUCCUGAUCGCGAGUCGAACAGCCUCGUCAUCAAUUACCAUAAUGAUCUGUCCUCCUUGGUCAAUGAUCCUCAGUGGUGGACAGCAAAUUUUGGUUGGCUGUCCUUUACACCUAAAAGGCCUUUCUUUGGUGGUGGUCUACUGGGGCGACUGGCAGACAUACAUAUUGAGGAAAUCGAGGGAAAGUAUUCAAUGCCUGAAGACUUGAUAAAUAGCUGGACAAAGCUUGAAUACAUAAUUCGCAGUGUCAUCAUUAUAUUGGGGGGCGUGUACGGAAUACCUUCUAUCGGUCCUGCCUAUCCUGCAGCCAGAGGAUAUCAGAGGCAACAUGCUUAUCGAUCAGUAGCACAUCGGGAAGCCCGAGCUUCUCGUGAUAUAUUUGUGCUGUGGAUUGGCCUAUUAUCGUUCUUAAUAGCAGGAGCAGAUAGCUUAUCGCAAAAGGGCUAUGAAUGGCCUUCUCUUCUCGAGAAUCAUUUGCAAUUCCAUCCUGCCAUUGCUGAUUUAAUUCGGGCAUCUGACCUUGGCACGUUCUCACAUGAAGUUCAGCGCGUUGGAGCGUUUAUCUAUCUUACCAAAGAUGACAUCGAAAAGACUCACCAACCUUCUGUUCGCUGGCUAAUCGCUCACAACAUUCCGAUCUGGUAUCAAUGGGAUGUGGACGAAAUAGAGUGGGCAAAGCAUGACCCAAUAUUUGCUCAAUUUGGUCCCCCGCAAAGUGGUGGAAUACCAGAGUCAUCUGCAAAUCCUCUCGGCUCUCCGGCAACAACCACAGUCAAAACAAUCACUUGGAGAGAAUUCUUUGAAAGACGUGAGGAAAAUCGUCCCCGUCUUUUAAGUCUGGAGACAGCAUUGGAGCGUGAAAGACACUUGAAUCGAGAACGAAAUCCACCCAUAAAAUCUGCAAAGGUUUUUGUAUGGGACCGUGACCCUGAACUCCCUGGUCGAGAAGAAGUCCUUGCUAGUGAACGUAUCGAGACUUUGGAGGAAUAUGGCCCUGAACAGAAACGAUAUGAUUCCUAUUGGAACGAAUGGGAUUGUUGUUUUGAAUUUGGAAGGUUCCGUACUCCAUCUCCAGAUGAAAUGGAAGAUGAGCACAUGGAUAUGGCCCCCUCUGCAGAUCAACAAGCUUCUGAAUAUGAUAUUGAUUUCAUCCCUCGUGAACAACGAUGCCCAACCCCUCUACCUGAUGAUCUGUAUGAGCAAACAGAUGUACCCCCUGAUAUCUUUCAAGAUGGCCCCCAGUCAACAAUUGCUGGCUUAAUUUCAGAAGUACAGGAGACCUUGACCCUUCACUAUGGCAUGGUUCUGCCAGAUCUUAACCAAGCCAAUUAUAAGGAGGUUUCAGACAAAGAGAAGAAAUUCUGGCUGCGGUGGAUUGGAGUUUGUGAAGAGAAAAAGCUUGAAUCUGUUGUUUCUCAUUUCUGGCCAACUGCACGGGGCCGUUUUUUUGUUGAAUUUACACGUCAAAUUCUCGAAGGGCAGCAAAUCAUCUCCGAUCUUGAACUUCCAAAAUCUUCUUCUUUUCGUGAACGCCUUGAUUCUAUUGCCUUGUACAGAAAUUCUGACGCCGAUGUACCAGCGAAAUGGCUCUACGUAUUUUUAUUCGAUAAAGUCACAGUUCGCUGGAGGCUAGCUGUAACAACAGCCUCUGAUGCGUUGCUGGUUUGCCGUCUUGAUGCUCAAUUUCUGGAUGUAGAUAUUGCAUGUUUCUUGGCAUUACGUGGGAUUCCAUUCCGCACUUUGCUGACUGAGCCGCUUAUGCCGCGCUCAAUAUCGUACCCCGAUGUUGAGUUAUUUCUUCCACAGCAUCCUGCCAGAUACCGCUUUACCAAAUUGGAUUAUGAGGCAUAUCUGCAAUGUCAAUCACGAAUUCUUCGAUGUCCCCGCGUACGGGCAGCUAUCCUUCGUGGUGGUUUUUUGUGGCGAUUGACAAUUGGAAGCGUGAGCAUAGAUGAGUUGUUGGAAGGACCUGUUGGAGGAGGAAGCCUUCUUGUUGUCGACAAUAGCAAAGGAUAUCCGCCGCUUCUCGAUGAUAAGCUGACUCAUAAUGAAAUGGACUGGAUCUGUGGAAUGUAUGUGUGCUCAACAGGAGUUGCCAAAGUAUAUUCCAACAAAUCAUGGUGGCCACCUUACAACAUCUUUGACAACAACAAUGCAUGUGAAAGUUAUGGUCACUGGAAUGAGAUGUUGGAAUCAACAUACGUUAAACGCUUGCAAGAUAUUCGUUUGGGUGCAGCUCAACCUCUUACAGUAUCAGAUUGGAGGAAUAAGCUCAAAGGACAUAAGGAAACACGGGAACUUAAAUCUAUGAGGGAACAGCGAGCUACGGCCUUUUUUGAUCAUGCAUAA
Laccaria bicolor S238N-H82 is the source of this 2556-nucleotide messenger RNA. RefSeq lists its product as uncharacterized. The transcript has 3 exons. NCBI's taxonomy places the organism in Eukaryota, Fungi, Basidiomycota, Agaricomycetes, Agaricales, Hydnangiaceae. The record is from RefSeq and is a predicted model, not a curated record. The coding region runs from base 1 to 2556 and encodes 851 amino acids.